Serpula lacrymans var. lacrymans S7.9 is the source of this 353-nucleotide messenger RNA. RefSeq lists its product as uncharacterized. The transcript has 4 exons. Bases 31 to 285 code for a protein of 84 amino acids. Lineage: Eukaryota; Fungi; Basidiomycota; Agaricomycetes; Boletales; Serpulaceae. The record is from RefSeq and is a predicted model, not a curated record.
GGUUCUAUAGUCAUCGACGAUCCGGAGGCAAUGACAGAACUCAUUUUCGAUGCCACUGCUCAAGCCUCUGUACGUGCAGUCGUGUCAGCUGGUUGGGGAGGUCUUGGUGGUGUAACUAUUCCCGACCAUAUACAUAUACUGGGAAAUGUGCCUCAUGACUGGCUCUUUUCUCGAGUCUCUGCAGUCGUGCACCAUGGAGGUGCAGGAACAACGGCUGUCGGACUUCGCAUGGGACGUCCUACUGUAGUCGUGCCCUUUUUCGGAGAUCAACCUUUCUGGGUAUGAUGAUACACAAGGGAGGCGCAGGACCGAAGCCGAUAGAUGCUAUCAAAUUCGCGCUUCGUCCUUCAGCC